CUUGGAACCAAUACACAGUAUUAUUCUAAGGAGGCAAAAGUUAAAAAAAGAGAGAGAGAAAAGAAAGAAACCAUUCAUCUGCGUUCACAGUCUUCCAAAGUCUGCCUAGCUUAACCACUGGAUCAGAAAAUUGCAAUGCCAGUCACCAUGCCCAGCUAACCACUGGAAAAUGUCAUCACCCCGUGUCGGAAGCUCAUCCUGUGUGCCGAUAACCGCAAGGAGAUGGAGGACUGGAUCGCGACCCUGAAGACUGUGCAGAGCCGAGAGCAUUUUGAGUCUGCCCAGUACAGCAUGGACCACUUCUCGGGCAUGCACAACUGGUACGCCUGUUCCCACGCUCGGCCCACUUAUUGCAACGUGUGCCGGGAGGCGCUGUCUGGGGUCACGUCCCACGGGCUGUCUUGUGAAGUGUGCAAGUUCAAGGCCCACAAACGCUGUGCUGUGCGGGCCACCAACAACUGCAAGUGGACGACGUUGGCGUCCAUCGGGAAGGACAUCCGGGAGGACGAAGACGGGAUCUCGAUGCCCCAUCAGUGGCUGGAAGGCAACCUGCCUGUGAGCGCCAAGUGCACGGUGUGCGAGAAGACGUGCGGCAGCGUCCUCCGGCUGCAGGACUGGCGCUGCCUCUGGUGCAAGGCCAUGGUCCACACGGCGUGCAGAGACUCGCUCCUGGCCAAGUGCCCGCUGGGCCUGUGCAAGGUGUCCGUCAUCCCCCCGACCGCCCUGAACAGCAUCGAUUCUGACGGGUUCUGGAAGGCCACGUGUCCCCCGUCCUGCACAAGCCCGUUGCUGGUCUUUGUCAACUCCAAAAGCGGAGACAACCAGGGAGUGAAGUUUCUGAGAAGGUUCAAACAGCUGCUGAACCCGGCCCAGGUCUUUGACCUCAUGAACGGAGGACCCCACCUUGGUUUGCGUUUAUUCCAGAAGUUUGACACGUUCCGGAUCCUGGUGUGCGGCGGCGACGGCAGCGUGGGCUGGGUCCUGUCCGAGAUCGACAGCCUCAACCUCCACAAGCAGUGCCAGCUGGGAGUGCUGCCCCUCGGGACGGGGAACGACCUGGCCCGGGUGCUGGGCUGGGGCUCGGCCUGCGACGACGACACUCAGCUCCCCCAGAUCUUGGAGAAGCUCGAGAGGGCCAGCACCAAGAUGCUGGACCGGUGGAGCAUCAUGGUGUACGAAACCAAACUCCCUCGCCAGGCGGCGGCGGCCAUGGUGACCGAAGACUUCAGCGAGGACUCCGAGGUCCAGCAGAUUCUCUUCUACGAAGACUCCGUGGCUGCUCACCUGUCCAAGAUCUUGACUUCGGACCAGCACUCCGUCGUCAUCUCCUCUGCCAAGGUGCUCUGUGAGACCGUGAAGGACUUUGUGGCUCGAGUGGGGAAGGCCUAUGAGAAAGCCACGGAGAGUUCGGAGGAGUCCGAAGUCAUGGCCAGGAAGUGCUCUGUGCUCAAAGAGAAGCUGGACUCUCUCCUGAAGACGCUGAAUGACGAGUCUCAGGCUUCCUCUUCCCUGCCCAACCCUCCUCCCACCAUCGCAGAAGAGAUGGAAGAUGGCGACGGCUCCGGCGGGGUCUGCGCCUCCACCACGGAGCGCUCCAUCGGUUCGGCCUGCCCGGCCCGGCCCCAGAUCUUCCGGCCUCGGGAGCAGCUCAUGCUAAGAGCCAACAGCCUAAAGAAAGCCAUCCGUCAGAUCAUAGAACACGCAGAGAAAGCCGUCGAUGAGCAGAACGCCCAGACCCAGGAGCAGGAAGGCUUCCUCUUGGGGCUCUCCGUGACUGCCGAAGGCGCCGAGCCGAAGGCCGAGGACAAAGUCUCCCUGCAGGCGUCCCACGGCGGGAACGGCAGCGUCUCCCGAGGGAGAAGCCACCGCAAAGUGUCCAAAUCCCCUUGUGAGAAGCUCAUUAACAAAGGAAGUCUGUCCCUGGGCAGCUCUGCGUCUCUUCCUCCCCAGACAGGAAACCGGGACAACCUGCCGAUGCUGAACACCAAGAUUCUGUACCCAAAUAUCCGGGCUGGGAUGUCCAGUUCCUUACCUGGUGGUUCAGUCAUCAGUCGUUUGCUAAUCAAUGCAGAUCCCUUUAACACUGAACCAGAAAAUCUAGAAUGUUACACAGAGAAGUGUGUCAUGAAUAACUACUUUGGAAUUGGGCUUGAUGCCAAGAUCUCCCUGGAUUUCAAUAACAAGCGAGAUGAGCACCCAGAGAAAUGCAGGAGCCGUACCAAGAACAUGAUGUGGUACGGGGUUCUGGGGACGAAGGAGCUGCUGCAUCGCACCUACAAGAACUUGGAGCAGAAGGUCUUGCUGGAGUGUGACGGGCGUCCCAUCCCGCUGCCCAGCCUCCAGGGCAUCGCCGUCCUCAACAUCCCCAGCUACGCCGGAGGCACCAACUUCUGGGGAGGCACCAAGGAGGACGAUACGUUCACAGCCCCGUCCUUCGAUGACAAGGUCCUGGAAGUGGUGGCCGUCUUCGGCAGCAUGCAGAUGGCCGUGUCCCGCGUCAUCAAUCUGCAGCAUCACCGCAUCGCCCAGUGUCGGACUGUGAAGAUUGCCAUCCUGGGGGAUGAGGGCGUCCCUGUGCAGGUGGACGGAGAGGCCUGGGUCCAGCCACCCGGCUACAUCCAGAUCGUCCACAAGAACCGGGCACAGACUCUGACUAGGGAUCGGGCCUUUGAAAGCACCCUCAAAUCCUGGGAAGAUAAGCAGAAAUGUGAGCUGUCGCGGCCACCUUCCUUCUCCCUCCACCCAGAGAUCAUGUCUGAGGAGGAGUCCACACAGAUGCACCAAUUUGGCCAGGCGGCUGGGGCCCUCAUCCACAGCAUCCGUGAAAUAGCCCAGUCCUGCCAGGACAUCGAGCAGGAGCUGGCCCACGCCGUCAAUGCCAGCUCCAAGUCCCUCAACAGAGUCUACGGGAAAUCCAAACCCAGCGAGGGGCUCAACUGCACCUUCGUCCUGGAGCUGGUGAACAACAUCCGAGCCCUGCACAACGAGACCGAGCUGCUGCUUGCGGGGAAGAUGGCCCUGCGGCUUGAGCCACCCCACAAGGAGCAGCUGGGGGCAGCCCUGGCCGACACGGACCUUCAGCUGAGAAAGCUGGCCGACAUCCCCUGGCUGUGGCAGCUCAUGGAGCCCAGCGACGACGAGAACCUGACGACGCUGGAGUUCUCCAAACGCGGCCGCAGCGGCAAAUUCCGCCUCGUGACCAAAUUCAAGAAGGAAAAAAGCAGCAAGAAUAAGGAGCUCCGCGGCAGCGGCCUCCCUGCUUCCCUCUGGGGCCCGGAGGAGGUCGCGGCCUGGCUAGAGCACCUCAGUCUUUGUGAGUAUAAAGAGAUCUUCAUCCGCCACGACAUCCGGGGCCCCGAGCUCCUGCAGCUCGAGCGGAGAGACCUCAAGGACCUCGGGGUGACCAAAGUGGGCCACAUGAAGAGGAUCCUUCACGGAAUCCGGGAGCUGAGCCGGAACCCUCCUGCCAGCGAGGCCUGAGCAGCGUCUUCACAGCCUGCGCCUGCCCCUCCUCUGCCCACUGAAGCGUCCACCGCGGGGCCCGGCGCGCCCCCUGCCUGCCUCCUGGGAGGGGGGCGCAGCUUCUAUCAUGGUGCUACUCUUCCCGAGCCGGGCCCGGGCAGGCCUCCUCACACAGCAACACAGCUACCUUCCGAGCCGCCGGCCCCCUCCUCUACUCCCUCCUGGCCUGCUGACAAACAACCCCCCAAAUAGCCCCAGGCCGGGGCACGAAGAAGAGCCGCCAGCCCCAGCCCAUGGGAAAGGCUCCUGGAGGGAGGACAGGCCCUGUCUGGAAUCCUGGGGGACAGUCCCCGUCUUACGGGCCAGGAGCCUCGGGCAAAUGCUUGAAGGACCCCAGAGCUCUUCUGAAGCCUCCUUGGAAGCCCCCCCCAUUCCUCCUGUCCCCCCAACAAGCAUGUUUCUGGAGAAGCUUAAAGGAGAUAGUCAGGAGAGCCCCCGUCCAUUCCUCUGGGGACAGAAUGAAGGUGUAUCAGAUUAAAUGAACAAGAGAACCCCCUUCCGCCCCCCAACCUGUCAGGCUUACUUCCCAGUGUGUACCCCCUCGGGGAGGAUUCGUGGGGCCUUUUCAGAAGGGGAAGGUCUCUGGUCUUCUUCAUCCUGAUCAUUAUUGUAUGAGGGUCAGAACGCUCUUCCCCAAUGAAGCCACUAAGAAGUUGUUGUUUUUCAGGGGUAAGAAGGGGGGUGCCGAGUCGUCUGCCCCAUCCGUCCCUGGGGUUCCUUCGUCUCCUUCCUCACUCACGAGAUCUCACCACACAUCAGCCAAGUCUGUUCCACAAAUCUUGAUAAACGGCGGCUGUCAGACACGGGACGAUCCCCGGCCCCCGGAGCCGACCCCAGCCGGGCCCCCAAAGCUGCAGAAGAGACGUUCCCACACCCUCCUCCAGGCGGGGAAACAUCGGGCCACGUCCUAGUCUCCUCGAGGUCACGAAUCCACCGUGAGAGCAGCGCCGCCAUGGCUCUUGAGAAGCUGGAGCGAGCAGAAGGGCCGGGCCGAGGGCCUCAACAGGGAGCCUCCAGGAUGGCCCGAGAGACCCCCCAGCCAGCGGCCCCUCUCGGAAUGGCGCUCGCUGUGCAGGGACCAGGAACGUUUGGUUAGGUUCGCCAACCACCGGUGAAGGAAGAAGCCCUGCCUGAGAGCCGCCCUCUCGUUUUACAGAGCGGGAAACUGAGGCCCAGAGACCUUUCCUUGCCAGACGGCCCGAGGUUCAUGCAUGGCUUGACGGCUGGGCUCCUGAAAUCGUUCCUUGUUAGAAGGAAGGAGCGAGCAGAGAUCCUCUUUCCAUCCAGGCCUGCCGGGAUCCCUUCUGGGCACGAGGCUGUGCCACUCUCAGGGGAUCCUCUUCUGAGGAAGCUUCACGCCAGGCCUGUGACCUCCCCCUCCGGGUCUGUGUGCCCACCUGCUGCCGAUAAGCUACCAAAUCAGGCCGACGGAGAUCCAGCCGAGUUACUGACACAAAUUUUGGAAAACGUCUGAUUUCAUUCAAGAGCUCUAAUAUUGUGGGGGGUUCCGGGAGCCCACAUGGCGACGGGCCUGCAGCCACCACAGAGGCCUGGAGGUGUCCCACCCCCUGCUCGAGAAUUCCCCAUGGGGGUCCCUGGGGGAGGGGGUGGCACAUGACCACCCACCAGGUUGUCUGAGGAAAUGCUUUCCAUGGGAGCCUUAUUGGUCCUGAAAGUACAAUUGAAAGAAGCACCCGCUGACAUGAGUGUUCUGGACAAUCUCCCUUAGAUGAAUCAAGAUGGAACUUGGAAGCCCAAACCAAAAAGCGAGGCAGGGCCGCGACUCCCUCCUGGGGUCCAGAUCCUGCCCCCAGACUCGUGCUUGCCGGCCGGGAUUCUGGGCCGUUCACUCGGGUGCUCUCUGCCUCAGUUUCUCCACCUGCCCAGUGAGAGGGUUGCCCUCCGGGGCCUUCCCAGCUCCAACCCUGACCCCGCGCCAUGUCAGCCGUCUCUCCAGGAUCUCGUUAAGGAGUUCUGCUUGUUUCAUUUCAGCCCAUCAGAGUCCACACAGCAGCUCAGCGGCUUCUGCUGGACGUCCUCCUGCCGUUUGUCCACGUGAGGGAAGGAGGGAGCUGAAGGGCACUCGGGGCACACGUGUCGGGGCUCUUGGCGAGCGUGCGGAUCUGCCGAGGGUCCAGUUGGUGGCCUGGAGAGGCCCUCGGUUUCUCCUCCUGGCAGGCUGCCUUGUGGCCACUCGGCACGUGGGCAUCUCCACCAGGACAGGGACGGAGACGUGCAGCCUCGGAUCCGCCGGAGCACUCUUUGGACAUUUAAAAUGAAAAACGGAGUUAAAGGGAGUUUCCGAUGCCGACGAGGCCUCAUUUCCCAGCGUGGCUAGAAUUGGGGGUCCUCGUUAGCAGAGGAAGGUGCCGGCCCGGCACCCCUCAUGGAGGACGGCGGCGACACAAUUCUUCUGGUCCGCCGUGGUUCAGUGCAGGUUGGGCGCGGCUGUCCCGAGAGCUGGUGGGCCGUCAUCAGAGGCCUCCGACCGUUAGGAAGCAUCUUUGUGUCCGGCAAAAGCCUCGUCUGGGCGGCCCCUGCCGGCUCCUCGCCGCUCCUGGCUCUGCCUCCAGAGCCCGUCUCCCACCCUGCAGCUGCCGAGGAAAACGCUGCCGCGCCUGAGCCUCCUCGAGGCCUCCCCCUGGUCUGCCCCCUCGGCUCCAGGCAGGCUGUGACCAGGGACUGGCCCUUCUCUCGCUGACCGCCGCAGCCGCUUCUGUGUGUGCUGCCUCCGUGGGCACCGCUCCGUGCCCGCCACGCCGCCCGGCUUUCUGAGCUCGGAAGAAGGCCCGACGUUAUCCCUGCAACGUGUCGUCGCCCCGAGUCCGUCUCCAGGACCUCCUCCUGACGUUGUCCCGCUAGCUGUGCGCCCCUCCGGGCUCUGGCCCGCGUCCUUCUCUCGGUCCUGAACCUUCCCAGCAGCCUCUGUCCAGGCCGCCCUCCCGUCGUGUCCCGAGGAGGAUUCCAGCCUCUUUGGUGACUUCGUGCCGGGCUGAACUCCACAAGGGAUCCCCGGGCCUCCCUCUGCCCGCCGGGCUCGGCCUGCUCCAGAGACCGACGGCCCGCCAGCCACCUCGUUCUCAGGAAUCCCGCUCUGGGCCUCCCCAUCAUUGUUGGCGCCUCUCCCAGCAGACGAGAAGAGCCGCGUCUGACCCGAAGGGAGGAGCAGGUUCUCGUCUCCCCACGGCUCAGCUCGGCCCUCGCAGCCACAACUUGGACCGGCCCAUUUCCGUUCUAUUCGGUGCGUCUCCUCGCUCCCACGUCCCUCCCUCUGCCUCUGCCCCUCCACGGCUGCCCAGGCCUCCCUCAUGCCUCCUCGUCUCCUGGGGAGGCCGAUCUCCCGUUCCAUUCUCGGACCCGGACCCCAACUUUGUUCCUGUUUAGGGUGUCCAGCCCCCCUCUUUGCCACCUCUGAAGCCCACAAGGACUCCCUUCCGUCACCUUGUCCGAGUCCUGUGGGAGGCCUGGAGAUCGUGCCGGUGGUGGGGGGGGCCUUCCCUCGGCCUCCGCAGCCUCCCCCGACGUGGACGCCUCCUUCUGGAGUUCUGACCCCGGUCUGGACUGCUCAGGGAAGUCCAGGCGGUUCGCCAAGGUCAGCCUCGGUGAAUGGAAUCCGCUUUUUUCUUCCUGAGAAUCCGGACAUUUGCCCACCCUCUGCCGGCUCGCCUUCCCUUUGGGGGUUCCCGGGGGGUCGCUCUCUGCUCCCACUGGACCACCCUGCCUUGUUUCCUGGCUCAGCUGCAUGCGUGACGGAUGGCGGAGAGGGGAGCUGCGACGGGCCUCCCGGGGAAAGAGGCUCCUAGGCCACGGAGAGGCCCCUGGGGGUGCUUCAGAGAAAGAUGGCGCCCGGCCCGAGGGACGGGGCAUGGCAGGCCUCCUCUCGGCCCUCCCCACGAGGCCAGGCUGGGCAGAAACGCCCCCAUUUUACAGAGGAGACGAGCGAAGAGGCGGCUCUCGUAGGUAGCCCAACCAGCACGUGCCGGAGCCUGGGCUCAGCCCAAGGUCAUCGGAGGGGCCGCUCGUGCCAGCUGCCCUCUGGGGUUCUGGUAGUGGGGCCCCCCCAUCCCCCCACCCCAGCAGCAAGGCGCCCCCGUGUCGGCCGGCCUCCUUGAUCGGGCGAGGAGGAUCCCCGGCCUCGCUUCAUUGGUCCCGAGUGCAGAAGGGCCUUCAGUGCCAGCCAUCUGCGGCCGGGGUCGGGGCCGGCCUUUGCCUCGGCACGCGUGCUGAGGCCCCGGCAGACCCCCGGCUCCCCCCCGGGCAGGGCGAGGACGCCCCACGCCGCACCCCUCCCCAGGAAGGGGGUUUCCCAGCCUGCCCCAAGGACAAGCUUUUGCUUCUCGUCUUCGUCGCCGCGUGUUCUCCGUGGUAAAAGCCCAAACCAGCUUGUUUACGUGACGUCGCGGUUCUGUUCUAAACACGUGUGUGCUGUCCGCGGACACGGGCCCUGCAUGCGGGGAGGAGGAGCCGAGGAGGGACCCAGCCGAGGCGUCGUGCCUUAGGACGGCCCCUGCCCCCCCUUAUUUAUUCCCUUAAUUUAUACGGUGGUUCCCCAGACCCGACGCCUCUUGUAUCGAAUGUACAUAGUUCUCAUCUGGCUGUUGUAAAUACGUCCUUCUUGUACAUAAAGGAAGCUUGUUUUCCAUCCUU
This is a messenger RNA of Gracilinanus agilis (Agile Gracile Mouse Opossum), 8169 nucleotides long. It is a transcript of the gene DGKD, whose product is annotated as diacylglycerol kinase delta. The coding region runs from base 223 to 3480 and encodes 1085 amino acids. The record is from RefSeq and is a predicted model, not a curated record. The transcript has 28 exons. Lineage: Eukaryota; Metazoa; Chordata; Mammalia; Didelphimorphia; Didelphidae. Gene Ontology annotation, molecular function: protein homodimerization activity; protein heterodimerization activity; ATP-dependent diacylglycerol kinase activity. Gene Ontology annotation, biological process: intracellular signal transduction; diacylglycerol metabolic process; lipid phosphorylation.